GUUCGUUCACGUAAAGGUGCAGUAGAUGUGAGUGCAGUGAAUGAGCAACGUCGAAUUUGCCAGGCCUUGCUAACUGAACAACGCAAUCAGACAUCGUUUUUUGUUGCCGCUUUAUUACCUGUUCUUAAUAAUCAGCUUGGCCUCCUGGAUGAGAGCAGUCAUGUUCGUCAGGUAACAGAACAUUUGCAUGGAGCAGUGCGGACGAGCAAAUCGACAGCAAUAAUUGAUACAAUUCUCAAUGAUAUCCAUCAAGGAUCGGAUCAUUCCUGGCGCAGUUGUCUGUCCAGCAAUGCUAAUCGAUCAUCCUGUAUCUAUGGUACUGCUGGUGAUGAUAUAUCAGUGAGAACAUCAUCACCAACACCAAGUACAUGUACAUGGCCUGCUUCUGUUGAUGCAGUCAAUUCGAGAACCUAUACACCACCAUCACCAUCACAACCGUUCACUUUUGCCCUCAAAAAGCCACCGCUACCGAAAAGAACCAUCACAGCAACGAAUUCAGUGGUCGGCACAGUACCCGAUUUCAGUGGAUCAUCGGACGAACAAACAUUUAAACGAAACGGAAGUUUGCUGUCGUGUUCAUCGACCGAUAUAUCGAGCGAGACAACAGUGCGACGGCCAUCCAGACCGCUAAGUUUUGCUUGCGAAGAUGUGGUAACGGCACGCCCGAACGGUACACCACCAACAGUUCGUAAUGGCCCUGUCAAUAAUGGUACCUGUACGGCGAAUGAUGGUAGUUGUAAGCCUCCGCCACCGCCCGAACGACGUAAUUCGACGAUCACAGCAGCCACUCCAACAGCACCUUCGGUUGCCGAAAUACGAGCUGCUGGUGGUACCACGGCAGCAUCAUCUGAAUACGCUUCAUCCAUUGCUUCGUCCAGUGAAUUUAGCCGCGAUCAGUUCACAAUGCGAUAUGUUUGA
Messenger RNA from Gongylonema pulchrum, 918 nucleotides. The record is from the annotation of a GenBank genome assembly. NCBI's taxonomy places the organism in Eukaryota, Metazoa, Nematoda, Chromadorea, Rhabditida, Gongylonematidae.